Molecule: messenger RNA, 372 nt
Organism: Punctularia strigosozonata HHB-11173 SS5
Lineage: Eukaryota; Fungi; Basidiomycota; Agaricomycetes; Corticiales; Punctulariaceae
Exons: 3
Coding region: 1-372 (123 amino acids)
Source: RefSeq, a predicted model, not a curated record
AUGAGCGGCGUCCUAGACCAGAACGAGGAGGUUAUCGAUGUCGCCUACCGACUCUCCUCUCUCUCGUAUUUCCUAGAAGCUGUCCGCUCACUUUCUCGCCUCCUGCAAUCCGCACCGCCGAAUUUGCCGGCGCGCCAGAAGAAGGUCAUCACUCUCGUCGAGGUAGCCCGCCGGACGCUUUUGAGGGCCGGCGUGGUAUUACAUACGUUCGCAGCCUGCCCUCCACACUUAGAGGGCCAUAAACGAGCCUACCUCGAGCUUCUUACGCACCUGAAUGCCAUCAAACCUACCGUGACUCCAGACGCUCUACGAGGCAAGUUUCUCCAGGCGAUAUCAUCCUGGCUCACGUUGAUAUCUCAUCUGACGCGCUAA